This is a messenger RNA of Dendrobium catenatum, 2020 nucleotides long. Its product is annotated as probable inactive receptor kinase At1g48480. Lineage: Eukaryota; Viridiplantae; Streptophyta; Magnoliopsida; Asparagales; Orchidaceae. The transcript is spliced from 2 exons. The record is from RefSeq and is a predicted model, not a curated record. Gene Ontology annotation, biological process: protein phosphorylation. The coding region runs from base 33 to 1925 and encodes 630 amino acids. Gene Ontology annotation, molecular function: protein binding; protein kinase activity; ATP binding.
GAUUGGUGUUUUAUGGUUUAACGGCGGAAGCGAUGAGUUCUGCUCGCUGCUCAAUGUUUUCAACUGUCCUUCUCCUCCUCCUCCUGCUCCUCCUCUUCCACACUUACGUAUCCCCGACUGCAGCGGAUAGCGUUGCCGACGCUGCCGCCCUUAUGGCGUUCCGCAACGCCGUCGGACGACUUGCACUCCCCUGGAACACCUCUGUCUCGUUGUGCAAGUGGCCUGGCGUAAUCUGCACCGGAGACCGCGUCACCUCCCUCCACCUCCCUGCCUCCGGUCUCAUUGGCCAAAUUCCCGCCGGAACGCUAGGUAACCUCUCAGACCUCCAAACCCUCUCCCUCCGCUUCAAUGCUCUCUCCAGCCCCCUCCCAUCCGACCUCUCCAGAUGUACCCAGCUCCGGAAUCUAUACCUACAUGGAAACCGCUUCUUUGGUGAUAUACCGGAGUUUCUCCCUUCUCUCACUGCCCUUGUACACCUCAACCUCGCCGACAACAGCUUCUCCGGUGAGAUUCCGCUGGCGCUCAAUAACCUAACGCGACUCGGAACGCUCUACCUUGAGAGAAACCAACUUAUUGGUCAGAUCCCGGAACUCGAUCUUCCCAACCUCAUACAGUUCAACGUAUCCUUCAAUCGGCUUAAUGGAUCCGUGCCUUCGAAGCUCCGUGGCAUGCCGGCGGACGCUUUUUUGGAUAUGCCGCUCUGUGGUGAGCCGCUUAGCGCUUGUCCCGGCGGGGAUUCAAGUGGUAGCAAGCUUUCCGGGGGUGCCAUUGCGGGGAUUGCUAUUGGCUCACUUGCUGUGUUUCUUAUCAUCUUCGGUGUUCUGUUUCUGCUUUGCCGGAGGAAAAGGAAGACCGGCGAUGCGAAGCCAUUUGAGGUGGAAGUUGCUCUUGGAGAUAAAAAAAUGGAGAAUGGCUUUCGAGCGGAUGGCAGGCCUGCUAAAGCUGCCGCCGCUGUUGCGCCUGCUGCUUUAGAGUCUCAGAAGCAGUUGGUAUUUUUUGGUGAUGGGCCUAGAGUUUUCGAUCUAGGGGAUUUGCUUAGGGCGUCUGCAGAGGUUUUAGGAAAGGGAACGUUUGGAACUGCAUACAAGGUGGUGUUGGAGAUGGGAUUAGUGGUUGCUGUGAAGCGACUCAAGGAUGUCAAUAUGUCGUCGGAGGAAUUCAGUAAGAAGAUUGAGGCCAUCGGCGCAAUGGACCACCCCAACCUUGUUCCUCUCCUUGCUUAUUACUUCAGCAGGAAUGAGAAGCUUUUGGUGUAUGCUUACAUGCCAAUGGGAAGCCUUUCUUCCAUCCUCCAUGGGAACCGAGGAUCUGGCCGCAGCCCUCUCAACUGGGAGAUUAGAACCAGCAUUGCCUUGGCUGCUGCCCGUGGCAUCGAGCACAUUCACUCUACCAGUCUCACAGCCUCACAUGGCAACAUCAAGUCCUCCAACGUUCUCCUUGCCAGCUCCUCCGAGGUCCGAGUCGCCGACCACUGCCUUGCUCAUCUCGCCGGCAACUCUAUCGUAUCGAAUCGAUUUGCUGGUUACCGUGCGCCAGAGGUCACCGACACUCAAAGGGUUUCUCAGAAGGCCGAUGUCUACAGUUUUGGCGUGCUCCUCCUUGAGCUAAUUACUGGCAAGGCUCCAGCCCAAGCAAUCCUUAAUGAAGGUGGUGUUGAUCUGCCACGGUGGGUACAGUCGGUCAUUCAUGAAGAGUGGAUGACUGAGGUAUUUGAUAUGGAGCUGUUGAGGUAUCAGAACGGGGAGGAAGAGAUGGUGCAGAUGCUGCAGCUUGGGGUAGACUGUACGGCGCAGAUUCCCGACCAGCGGCCGACGAUGUCUGCAGUGGUAGUGAGGAUUGAGGAGAUCCGGCAAGCAAGCCUGCUGGCGAACAAGGAGCAACAUCAACAUCAACAGCAGGCAUUGGCAUUUGAUGUUGAUGAUUAGAAUUUCUCCAUGGCUCUGUUCAGGAUUCAGGCAUACUUCUUCACUUCCAUUUGUAUAUGUAUUGGUGGAUGUAUGGAUGGAUGAUUUUUUUUUUU